CUCGUGCAAGAGUGAUGAAUGAUUCGUUUGCUGUGCAUAUGUGAACUUAUCUGCGAUUUCAGUUCACUCGCGGAAUUCUAAAUCUCCUCGUUCGAGUUCAGUUAGUUAGUUUAGUUCCUGCUGCUGCCGAACAUAAAUAAAAGUAGUCACAGCAGUUUUGUACUUUUAUUCCGGUUUCAAUUGAAACGUUUGAUUCCUUCAUUCACAACGUUUUUUAUACGAUUUAUUUUUUCUCCUAGUUGAUAUUUGAGAUUGGAUGCAAGUGAAUCGCAUUGUUUAAAUUUGGAAUCUGAGUGAAAAUAGUUAAUCAGAGGUGACAGCGUGUGGUGGCGAAUAGUAUCCGGUACUGUUGGAUUUUUUCGUGGCGCAGCGUGAAAUUAAUUGAUGACUUUUUGAGAACCUAAAUGAAAGUGAAACUCGGUAAUAUUCUCAAAAUGAAGACUUCAGUAGUGCCAAAUAAUAAUUCGGGGAAAGCCUCCACGACAAGUAAAUCGAGUAAUAAGGAAGCCACAAAGUUGGUGGAGAAGGAGUUGGAAGAGGUGAACAAGCAAUUGAAAGGGAUGUCUGUCGGGUCGGCGAAUGGGAGCAAGAAAUCUAAAUUUUUGAAAGAGGGGGCUAACGAGCUAAAUCUUUGGGAACAGAAGCUCAAAUUGAAACAAUGGAUUAACGUGACUGAAGAGGGAUACAAAGUUUUAGGAAAGAAGGGACCCAGCAUAAUUAUUUACAAAUGUGUGCUGGUCAGUUUGUGUAGAUUAGGGAAGUUUGACGAUGUCGUCGAAUUACUCGAACAAUGGAAACGGACGGCUCCAUCGGAUAUCAUGUUGGAAACGAAGCAGAAAAUGGAGGGUUACUUAACAGCGAUCAGAUCUGGGGUGGAUGUGACCAAGCUACUUUUAAAUAUAGAGGAUGUUAUUAAAGUUUAUGAUUCUGGGCUUUAUUCGUCGUCUUCUUUUUCGGGAGCGACAAACUCGUUGGAGCCGAAUUGGAAGCAUCGACCACCUCCACAGCGUCACAAUACAUUUUCCAUGUGCCCUCGCUUAUCUUCUGGGACGGACUGUCUGUACGGGAAUGAAUGCUUAUCUGCACAUUCAAAAGAGGAAAUGAAGGAGUGGCAGCAACGAAUUACGUGGAAGAGCAAACUAUUAGCUAAUGGUGGUAGUAGUAAUUGUGAUGGAGGGGCAACUAAUUUAGCAAAUAACGCUGUCUCUUCAAUAUCUUCUGGGGUGUCCUCCUCAGCUCUACAAAAGUCUAGCAUUCCAAAGGAUCAAAUUCCACCCGCGUACCGUAACCUGCCACCCGCCUGCAUGUAUUAUCUCGCCAGUUUGGCUAAAAAAGUGCAAGAGACAAAGAAUUUAAAAACUAUAUUCGUCGAUGCUUUACCUGAUGUUAAAAUAAAAUUAUCAACUGCUGCGUCAAUCGUCAAACGUUUAGGAUGUCGACCCGUCGUGAGUAGUCACAAGUGGUCCUUCAUGAUCGCUUCGAAGCGACCGCUAGCUACCGUUACUUUAUUACAUGAUGAAACUAGGGAUCGUUUCGCAAUUAUUGGUGCAUUUUUCUUUAACUCGAAACGUGCCACGUUGGAUUUAGUAGAUUUACACCCAAACAACAAGAGCCAGAAGGGCAUCCAAGUAUUAAACACAUUUAUUCGCCCCGAGAUAUUUAUUCCUUUUAACGGUUCUUGGCCUGAUUGGUGUUGCUAUCAGAUCGACGUAAUGUUCGAAACAGGAAGCCAGUUGCCCGGAAAAUUUGAACAAGAUGUAGUAUUUGACUUUAAAAAUGAUCCAAAAAUUAGUAAAAGGGUCGGCAUUACUUUAGAACCCCCAAUAAUUCAGCAGCAGCAACAGCAACAACCCCCCAAUAAAAUUGAACCUCUUGUUCCCGUUUGUGUGAAACCUGCCAAAUUGAAGCCAAACAUCAGUAUUUCUAGUUCCAGCUCGGAGGACGCACUGGAGAGGGUUAGAGACACCGUCUCCCUCAAUAUUCCUCCCUUGCAAAGCAAUAACAUUGACACUAACACUACUCCCACAAUUUCAAGAUCAAAUCCAAAUUCAUCCAUCGAAUCUGGCUCCUUGUCGCAAUCUGUGUCUGACUGUGAGGACAAUUUUGAUGACGAUUUCAGCCGAACAAGUAGUAGCAACGUUAACAAUUUUAAUGUGACGGACCCAUCUCUGUUAAAAAGUGACGGAAAAGUGGGGGCGAUGGAGAACUUGAAGGACAAAGUAUUUAAUUCUCAGCAAGGAAACAAGUCACGUUUCGAAGAGGUUGACUCUGUUGCUGGACUUUUAGUGCGACAAUGGGUCAAUGGGACGGAGACGAGUUACAACCAACUACUUGACGAUUUGGAGGAAGAACAGUUGACGAGAGAGAAUUACGUUUCUUGGAUGAAUCGAUUUAUCCAGUGUGAGAUAAAAGCUCGGGAGCAGGAGUUGUUAAGACUUAGCGUGAAGUCCGAAAUUCAUAUUUUUACUGGGACCAAUAUUGGCGUGGAUAUGAGUACUUCACUUUCCGUGGGGCUGUUUGGAAAACUGUUUUUAGCAAAAGAUAUGAACGAGGAUUCAAAAAUUGGGCGUUUAAUAUUCAAUAAUUGCCGGUCCAUUUCAGUCGGCGAGGUGGAAGGGUCCAUCAUAUCUAAACCGAGAACUUACGUGUGUCGCGUAAUUAACAAAACUGACCGAGCAAUAAUUCUACUCAUUGGAAGAACGGCUGUAGAAGAAUUGAAACUUUCUCCCGGAACGAUUAGGAAACUUGACAUUUGGUUGCAUUUGGAUCACACAUAUUUAGACCUCUUGAAGGCUAUUUUACAAGGAGUUACGGAUCAUCAUCUUAAACUAUUAUUUCCCGUUUUUUCCCAAAAUCAGCAACUUUGGGAUUUUAAUUCGUUAGUGAGUGAUAGCGCUUUAUCGAGAUACGAACAAGACGACACUUUAAAUAGUAAACAACGUGACGCUAUUCAAGCCAUUUUAAGUGCACCAAGCAAAGAUAGUACUUCUCUGUCGAAUACGGCAGAAAUUCCUAUUCUUAUCUCGGGUCCACCCUCGUCAGGAAAAUCGCAACUAUUAGCUCGUAGCAUUUUGUCGAUUUUUAACCCUCAGAAAUCUUCACAAUUUCAGUCUCUGAGUAGAAUUUUAAUUUGCACCCACACCAAUAAGGCUGCAGACGAGUUCAUCACUGGGCCCUUCAGCUCUUGGUUGUCACAAUCGAGUAGAUCAGAGUCUGUUUUGCUUAGAAUUUAUCACGCUGACCAAAUGGCACUUAACGUUAGUUCUGCCGUUAAGAAGCACUGCUUACUAGUAAAUGAUGAAACAAGUUUUCGAUACCCGACUCUGGACGAGUUGCUCUCUUACAAAGUUAUCAUCGUAACGGUCUCAACCUGUCUGGAACUUUUGCAGUUAGGUCUCCCCGAUUACAUAUUUUCACACGUCUUCAUUGACGAAUGCCACCGUAUGAUCGAAGUGGAAAGUCUCUGUCCAAUUCUACUUGCCGGAAAGGAUACGCGAAUUGUAAUAGCUGGUGAUAUGAAACUGUUAAACCCAGAAACUUUUACUCUACCAACGCUCAAGUCCAAGUACAAAGAAGUCACCCUUAUCGAUCGGUUGAAUGACUUGUAUCCGGCACGCCACCACUUUAGAAUUUGUCUCGAUGAGGUUUACAAUAUUAACCAGAACAUUGUUCAGUUUUUAUCCCAAGAAUUCUACUCAUCAACCGUCAAAUGUGCAAAGUCGACCACAAUCGACCAUCCAAAGUAUUAUCCUCUCACGUUUAGCAUUGUUCGAGGAGGCGAAGAAUGCCAACCAGAUCAUGGCGAAGGGUAUUACAGUAUGAUGGAAAUUUACGAAGUCCGAGAUCGAAUUGCACAUAUAAUUCAGUCGUGGCCACCAUCAUGGGGGUCUUACAAGGACCAUGCGAUUGGAGUAAUUACUGCGUAUCCAGAUCAAGCUUUGGCGUUGCGAGUCAAACUAAAUUUUGAAGGAUUGGGAUUUGUGGAUGUAGAAUCUCUACCCAAUGUUUUAUCAAAAAAGUACCGGGUCGUAGUAAUUUCCCCUGUGAGAACUUUUACGAAUGAGGACACCAAUAAUUUACAAUCAGUGAAAGAAUCGGAUUCUGGAGGUGGAUUUUUCAUAAACCCAAAAGCAAUUUAUACAGCGUUGACUAGAGCUCAAGAUUUGACAAUUGUUGUCGGAGAUCUUGUUGCUCUUUGUAACGUCGGGAUUUGCAAAGAUAUUUGGCGACAAUAUAUCAGUAUCUGUCGAAAAAAUAACUCAUUACUUGGGAUGCCUGGAGCUUUUUCUUCUCCUACUCACAAUAGUACUGAAAAACAACCAUUUAAGAAGGAAGGCCAUAAAGUCAGCGCUGUCGUUUCACCAAUAUCAAGACCAACACCUAUGUCUAUUCCGUCUCAAAUCUUGAAAAAAUGUGAACUAUUCUCGUCAUCUCCCAAUUUAGACAGGCAGACUACUGACUCCUCCAUGCAGCUUAAAUCAUCAUCUGGCGAUAUUCUCAGCGCAACGGAUGAUAAAUCAGGCUCGUUGCAAAAAAUUCGCUCACUUUGGAAUACUCCAGAACCACUUGAACCCUUAAUACCCCGUAAAACAGUUCCACCUUCGUCGAUAUCAAACAACAAAAAAGAAGAGACGAAUAACUCAGUCUUAUCUUACUCUGAUAUUUGGGGCAAUAUUCCAACUCCAACUUUGGGGACUGGAAGUCUAGGAAAUUUAACUGAUCCGUCCUCUUCAAUCUGGGGUCCACGUAGUACUUUGAUUCCUGGCAAUAAUAAUGUAGGAUCAUCUAAUCAGCGACAACCACAAAUUAGCGAUGCUCAACAGCUUACUACUCCAACCAGCAGUAGCAAUACCAAUAACAGUAGUAAUAAAAAUAGUUUGAAAGGUACUCCUCCUCUUCAAAGUACGUCAAGUUUCUCAAGCUUUGAAGAAGACAAUUCUUACAAGAGUCCAUUUGAAAUGCCAGACGUUCGACUCAUGGCGGAAGCGGCUCUCGUUCCGAGAUCUCAUAGUGGAAAUACUCUGGUGUACACGAAUCCACCCACCGUAGCUUCAGUAUCACCUUACCGAACAGUUUUACAAAACCAAGCAUCAGUCCCUCAACCUGUGUCAAAUGUGCCAGAAUUGCUCAGUUUACGAUCCCCAUUUUCAAAUAUUUAUCCCAGCCCGAGUCCCCCCUUGUCAAAUAAUUCAACUCAGUGCUGGUCCGGAACCCCUUCACCGCAUGCAGACCUUGCCCAUAUUAUGAUGAAUAAGCAAAUAGUGGCCAACAAUAUGGCCCACGCCCAUCUUCAUCAUCUCCAUAACUAUCCUCCUCCUCCCGGAUUGAAUAUGCCAACUCCUACUCAAAGUCACAUGUCGAAUAGUAUUACUCAAAGUCAAGAACCAUAUUUCAGAGCUACAAGUUUUGAAAUCGCUCAAGCAAACUACGCUUACUAUCACCACGGUCAACAGCCUCGCCGCCUCGGUUACACUCCACCACCUCGAAUGCUCCGCACUUAUCGACCACUUGGCCAAUUGUUGCAUUAUGGAAAUGAACAGCAGACUGCGACUCCUCCUCCUCCCCCACAAGAAUUCAACAACUUUAACAACUCCAAUGUCUCCAGAUUUGCAAAAGAUUCCCCAAAGAAUUUCGACUUUUUUAAAGAAAUGGAACUAACUCCUCCGAACGUGCCAGUCUGCAAUGACAGCUUUUCAUCCGCGUCAUCAUCGUCAUCUCAAGAUCAAGACAAUAGUUUGGAAAUUGACCCGGAAAAUAAAAAGGCUGCAUCAAAGUUCAUGCUGAACUCGUCAGAAUUUCCAGACCUGACAAAACCAACGAAUCUGUCAGCAUCCGGAAAGACAGAAUCUACAGAAUGGAUUGAAGUAAAAAGUACUAAAAAAGGGAAAAAGGACCACAACCAACAGCAACAGCAGCAACCGCAGCAGAGACACAAGAAGAAGAAAUCGUCCACCGUAAUCUCAACCGUGUCCACUUUCCCCUUUGACAGUAAGAACGAUGGAAACAAAGUCAUGACCGUGUCCGACAUGAUUGACUCUUUGAUUGAGAUGGGGUUUACGAAGGGGCAGGCAAUCAAAGCUCUACAAAUGUGCAAUCGUGAUCUUGAACGUGCUGUAGAAUGGUUGAUCCAAUACAGCAAAAAAGAAUGAGUUAUGAGAAUGAGAAAGUUUUUAAAGUAUUUUUUUAUUGUCCUGAUUUACUCAUCUGUUAUAUCUAUGUUGUGAUAUUAGAUCAUUGUAAGAUGCAUAAUUGCACGGGACGAAAUUGUUAUUGUUCUUAGUUUGUCCCGUGUCCUUCACUGUCAUGAUCUUUUAUUUAGAAUUAUACUUUCACUACAAAUAGUUGUUCGAUGUUCAUUUACAUUAUUGACUAAGUAUAUAUAUACUACAUACAUACUUGUAUACAUAUAUAUUACGUUAAAAAUCUUUUAUGAUUAUUAUAUGACAACUUUACAGGCUCCUCAAUAAUAUUAUCCGUUCUAUAUAUAUUAACAAAUUACAUCCACACUGAUCCUACAUGUUGUUUACUUCUUUAUCAUUCAACAGAUUAAAGUUGUAUGUUUGAUUGAGGCUGGAUCAUCCCAGCCUAUUUGUGGCGUCCAAUCCAAUA
Messenger RNA from Folsomia candida, 6609 nucleotides. Its product is annotated as probable helicase with zinc finger domain. The transcript is spliced from 19 exons. The record is from RefSeq and is a predicted model, not a curated record. Gene Ontology annotation, molecular function: 5'-3' DNA helicase activity; protein binding. NCBI's taxonomy places the organism in Eukaryota, Metazoa, Arthropoda, Collembola, Entomobryomorpha, Isotomidae. The coding region runs from base 405 to 6149 and encodes 1914 amino acids.